GCAAGUUGGGCUUAUUACAAAAAAUAAUCUGUUAAGUAGAAACAAGUUGACCGGAAAAGAAGACCGGCGAAGAAGAUACAUAACUGAGUUUGGUGUGAGUGAGAACGAACGAGUAGAUUCUGAUUUAACACUUUGCAGAAACAGUGCAAGAUCUCCACAUGGCUCCAAAAGCGAUCGCGAGUCCUAUCCCUGAUUCACUCUACCCUACUCUCUCCGUCUUCACACUCGCAAUCGGUCUCAUCUUAACCGCUUCUUUCUUCAUUUAUGAAGCAACCUCUUCUAGGAAAACCCGUAAUCUUACUCAGGAGCUAGCUACAGGAGCAGUUGCAUCCGUCUUCUUGGGUUUUGGAUCGUUGUUCCUUCUACUUGCCAGUGGUGUGUAUGUCUAAUCAUUGAACAUCAAACUGUAUGAAAUUUUUGCUAAGCAGAUAGCUUAAAAUGAAAAUUACAUGAGACAUUUUAGUCAAACAUUAUGUUCUUAAACUGUCGGUGACUUUGCUGGUUAUGUUUAAUGCUCAAAAAGAUUAUGAAUUGCUAGUUUUUA
Molecule: messenger RNA, 544 nt
Organism: Trifolium pratense (red clover)
Lineage: Eukaryota; Viridiplantae; Streptophyta; Magnoliopsida; Fabales; Fabaceae
Product: transmembrane protein 258
Exons: 4
Coding region: 159-389 (76 amino acids)
Biological process (GO): protein N-linked glycosylation
Cellular component (GO): membrane-bounded organelle
Source: RefSeq, a predicted model, not a curated record